AAGCUCGGAAUGGGAUUCGAACCUCUCCUUCGUUUCUAGGGUUCUGGGUUAACCCUCGCUGCCUUGGCGGUGAAGCAAGCGUGCCUGAGCGAGAACAACGCCAAAACAAUGGCGACGAGGGCGCAGUUUGAGAACAGCAGUGACAUUGGCGUCUUCUCCAAGCUCACUAAUGCCUACUGCCUGGUAGCGAUUGGAGGAUCAGAGAAUUUCUACAGCACCUUCGAGGCGGAGCUAGCCGACCACAUUCCCGUAGUAAAGGUGUCCAUCUCUGGGACAAGAGUGAUUGGAAGGAUGUGUGUCGGAAACAAAAACGGCUUGCUACUCCCAAACUCGACGACCGAUCAAGAGCUUCUUCACAUUCGGAACUCUCUUCCCGACCGUGUUGUGGUUCAAAGGGUGGAUGAAAGGUUGUCUGCUUUGGGAAACUGCAUUGCAACGAAUGACUACGUUUCUCUCGUUCACACGGACUUGGACAAGGAAACCGAAGAACUCGUGGCCGAUGUGCUUGGAGUUGAAGUUUUCAGGCAGACCAUCGCUGGGAACGUCUUGGUUGGAAGCUACGGCGUCUUCUCAAACAGAGGUGGACUGGUGCAUCCUCACACAUCGAUCGAAGAUCUGGACGAGCUAUCGUCGCUGUUGCAAGUCCCGCUGGUUGCAGGCACUGUCAACCGCGGGAGCGACGUGAUCGGCGCUGGGCUGAUCGUGAACGACUGGACAGCCUUUUGCGGCCUCGACACCACCACCACCGAGCUCUCGGUUGUGGAGAGCGUUUUCAAGCUCCGAGAGUCUCAACCCAGUGCCAUUGUCAACGAGAUGAGAGCUUCGCUCAUCGAUACGCUUGCCUGAGAACUGAAAAAAAAAAAAAGGAAACUAAGCUUUGCUUUCAUGGGUU
This is a messenger RNA of Selaginella moellendorffii, 892 nucleotides long. RefSeq names its product eukaryotic translation initiation factor 6-2. Gene Ontology annotation, biological process: ribosomal subunit export from nucleus; cytosolic ribosome assembly; maturation of LSU-rRNA. Gene Ontology annotation, cellular component: cytosol; nucleolus; preribosome, large subunit precursor. The record is from RefSeq and is a predicted model, not a curated record. Gene Ontology annotation, molecular function: ribosomal large subunit binding. NCBI's taxonomy places the organism in Eukaryota, Viridiplantae, Streptophyta, Lycopodiopsida, Selaginellales, Selaginellaceae. Bases 109 to 846 code for a protein of 245 amino acids. The transcript has 7 exons.